Messenger RNA from Sinocyclocheilus rhinocerous, 2559 nucleotides. It is a transcript of the gene nek9, whose product is annotated as NIMA related kinase 9. Gene Ontology annotation, molecular function: ATP binding; protein kinase binding; protein kinase activity. Gene Ontology annotation, cellular component: centrosome. Gene Ontology annotation, biological process: protein phosphorylation. The record is from RefSeq and is a predicted model, not a curated record. Bases 440 to 2416 code for a protein of 658 amino acids. Lineage: Eukaryota; Metazoa; Chordata; Actinopteri; Cypriniformes; Cyprinidae. The transcript has 16 exons.
UCGAUUUAUUUUAUGCUGCACGUUAUUUUAAAAGACAAGGCCGUGAGCGGUGAGAAAUCGAAUCACUUCCGGUUCCGGCGUCGCUUGUUGUUUGCGUCCGAACAGAGCGGUGUCGACUCUCAAAGAUUCAUUCGAUUCGCUCGAUGAAUUCAACAGACGCACGCCUGUUCAAAACAAACGCACGAAUGAAUCGAUUCCCUCUCGGAAAUGACUCCCAACAGCAACUUCGUCUUGUGUAGUUCAGUUUGGAAAAGAAGAAACGGGGCACGAAGAAAGUAGAUUAAACGGCUAAAAGUGUGUUCGCGCGUUUUUUCAGCGCAGAUGUGUGCGGUCUGAGGCGAUCUUUGAUGCGAUCUGCAGGCGCAGGAGUCAAAUCAAUGCUCAGCCCGCACUGAAGCAGGCCCAGAUCCAGCACAAGGCUUAAACGCGUUACUGUAAGAUGUCGUCUCUGGAGGAGUAUGAGCGGCAUUACGCCUCUCUAAACUCCGAGUCUGGAUGUGAAUCAGUCGGCGGAAGAUCAUCAACAUCUGGAGCUUUCAGCGGAGAAGAGGAGAGACUGCAUUACAUCCCCAUCCGAGUGCUGGGAAAGGGCUCUUUCGGAGAAGCGACUCUGUACAGACGCACUGAGGAUAACUCUCUGGUGGUGUGGAAGGAGAUCGAUCUGAACUGUCUGUCGGACAAGAAGCGCAGAGAUGUGAUGAACGAGAUCAGCAUCCUAUCCAUCCUGCAGCACAACAACAUCAUCGCCUACUUUAACCACUUCAUGGACAAGAACACGCUGCUGAUCGAGCUGGAGUACUGCAACGGUGGAAACCUCUACGACAAGAUCAACCAGCAGAAGGGAGCGCUCUUCAAGGAGGAGGUGGUUGUGUGGUACUUAUAUCAGAUCGCCGCUGCCGUCGCUCACAUCCAUAAAGCCGGCGUCCUGCACAGGGACAUCAAAACGCUGAACAUCUUCCUCACCAAAACCAACCUGAUCAAGCUGGGCGACUAUGGCUUGGCCAAGAAGCUGGGCUCCGAGUAUUCAAUGGCUGAAAGUUGUGUCGGUACGCCGUACUACAUGUCUCCUGAACUGUGUCAGGGAGUGAAAUACAACUUUAAAUCAGACAUCUGGGCCAUGGGCUGUGUCUUAUUUGAGCUGCUGACCCUCACCAGGACCUUUGAUGCCACCAAUCCUCUGAACCUGUGUGUGAAGAUCGUCCAGGGCAACUGGACCAUGGAGAUCAACUCGGACGCUUAUACGUCUGACCUCAUCAAGCUGGUGUACGAGUGUUUAGAUCAGGACCCUGAGAAAAGGCCGACAGCGGAGCAGGUUCUAGAGCAGCCCGUCAUCUCUCGUGUGAGAGCAGAGCUGGAGGAGAGGGUGACGGCGCUUAAUUCAGCCAUCAAGAAACCCAAGUUGAGCACGGUGACGGAGACGCCGGUGGCGGUGGUGACGACGCGCUCGCGGGAGGUGUAUUUCUGGGGCGGAGGGAAGUUCACUCCUCAGAAGCUGGACAUGUUUAAGGGCGGCAGCAGCGCUCAGCACGUCUGCGCUGGAGAAACACACUUCGCUGUGGUGACCGUCGAGAAGGAGCUGUACACCUGGGCCAGCGUUCAGGGAGGAGCCAAGAUGGUGGGUCAGCUGGGUCACGGCGACCAGGCCUCGUACCGCCAGCCGCGGAGAGUGGAGCGUCUGCAGGGCAAAGCCAUCCAACAGGUGUCCUGCGGAGCCGACUUCACCGCCUGCGUCACCGACGAGGAUCAGAUGUACAUGUUCGGCUCUGAUUACUACGGCUGCAUCGGUGUGGAGAACGAGCUGGGCAUGGAGGUGCUGGAGCCGGUUCUGCUGGACUUCUUCCAGGAGCGUCCGGUGCGACAGGUGUCCUGCGGGGACAAUCACGUGGUGGCGCUGACCCGCGCCGGGGACAUCUACUCCUGGGGCUGCGGAGAGCACGGUCGACUCGGGCUGGACUGUGAGGACGAUUUCUCCUCUCCAAUGCAGGUCAGAGACCCUUCUUUCUUCAUAGCACUCAUAUUUUGUGUGUGUGUGUGUAACGAGCUCAACAAGCUGGGUCUGAAUCAAGGCAUCACUGGAAUCAAAAACCACCCGGGGGAAGGUUAUCAGGGGAUCCCAUACACCACCACCCUCACGCUGGUCAAGCAGCUCUCGCGCUUCAAGAUCCAGUUCAUCGCUCCGGGAAAGACGCACACCGCCGCUAUAGACGAGCGUGGCCGUCUGAUGACCUUCGGCUGUAAUAAUUUUGGGCAGCUGGGAGUGAAGGACUUCAAGAAGCACCAGGGUGUUCAGAUCCUCGUGGGGCCCUUCGGAGGAAAGUUCGUCACCAAGGUUUCUUGUGGAGACGGCUUCACUAUCGCCGCCACCGAGGGUGAGUGGCAGGAGCUCAAAAACACUCUUGCGCACGAGUUUGUGUGAAACCUCUUGAUUUCAAGGCUUCUGUUGAAAAUCCGUUUUGUAGGCUAAUCUAAAUUAUCCUUACACAUGAAUUUCUUUACAAUCUAAAUGAAAGAGUUGUAGCAGAUAGAGAAGGGGAAGCAUCAUCCAGAGUGAUAUUUUAG